Acanthosepion pharaonis is the source of this 1086-nucleotide messenger RNA. The record is from the annotation of a GenBank genome assembly. Lineage: Eukaryota; Metazoa; Mollusca; Cephalopoda; Sepiida; Sepiidae.
AUGCUUUCUUCGUUUUUCUCUGUAUUCUUUAUUCUCUUUUGUCUUUCUCCUCUUCUUUCUUUUUCUCUUUUUUCUUUCUUUCUUUCUUUUUGGCUUUCUUUCUUCUUUUCUUUCUUUCUUCUUUUCUUUCUUCUCUUAUUUCUUUCUUUUCUUUCGUUUUUUCCCUACAUUCUUUCUUCUCUUUUGUCUUUCUCCUGUUCUUUCUUUUUCUCUUCUUUUCUUUCUUUCUUUCUUUCUUUCUUUCUUUUUUUCUUCUUUUCUUUCUUUCUUCUUUUCUUUCUUCUCUUAUUUCUUUUUCUUUUCUUUCGUUUUUUCCCUACAUUCUUUCUUCUCUUUUGUCUUUCUCCUGUUCUUUCUUUUUCUCUUCUUUUCUUUCUUUCUUUCUUUCUUUCUUUCUUUCUUUCUUUCUUUCUUUCUUCUUUUCUUUCUUCUCUUAUUUCUUUCUUUUCUUUCGUUUUUUCCCUACAUUCUUUCUUCUCUUUUGUCUUUCUCCUGUUCUUUCUUUUUCUCUUCUUUUCUUUCUUUCUUUCUUUCUUUCUUUCUUUCUUUCUUUCUUUCUUUCUUUCUUUCUUUUCUUUCUUUUCUUUCUUUCUUCUUUUCUUUCUUCUCUUAUUUCUUUCUUUUCUUUCGUUUUUUCCCUACAUUCUUUCUUCUCUUUUGUCUUUCUCCUGUUCUUUCUUUCUUUUUUCUUUCUUUCUUUUCUGUCUUUCUAUCUUCUUUUCUUUCUUUCUUAUUUUUUUCUUCUCUUAUUUCUUUUUUCUAUUCUUUCUUUCUUUCUUUCUUUCAUUUCUACUCUUCUUUCUUUCUUUUCUAUUUUUCUUUCUUUCUUUUCUACUUUUCUUUCAUUUCCUCCUUUUCUCUUCUAUGACGUUUCCUCUUUCUUCUUCGUUUCUUCUUUCAACUUCCUUUACCUUCUUUUUCUCUUUUUCUCCCUUUUCUUGUUCAUGCUUUCUUCUUUACGAAAAUCUAUCUAUCUGCCAUUUUAAGUGUGCUUACAAAUCUAUCUAUCUGCCAUUUUAUGGGUGCUUACAAAUCUAUCUAUCUGCCAUUUUAUGGGUGCUUAUAAAUCUAUCUACCAUUUUAUGA